AUGGCGCACCUGUUCUUGGCAAGUAAGCUUUCUCUUCCGGACAACGGAAAAGCCCGGAUGCCCCGCAGCGCGUCGGCCCGUUUCCCGAACGACUGGCCGACCAAUCACAGCAAGCAACGCCCCGUUGCCAUGAUGACACGCUCCAGCUCACGCUCCGCAGAUAUAAGGCUCUCAGCGGCCACCGGGGGCAGCGAGGCGUCCUGCUGGAGGUGCCUCUUGCCGUUCGGAUCUGUGAUGUUUGUGGGCGGGACCAUGCUGACUGCUCUGGGCUUCUGGGCAAUGGAUCCCGGGGCACUAGGACCGCCUCGGAUGGGUCUCCUGGGGCUGACUAUACUAGUUAUCGCCACACUUCUGUUAGCCACCAGCGCCACCUGCUGGAGACUGUCGCUGCGCAAGAGCAAGAGAGACAAGAGGAGAGAGAGCCAGGCUGUCCUGGUGCAGUCUGUGUCAUAA
Messenger RNA from Knipowitschia caucasica, 453 nucleotides. The record is from the annotation of a GenBank genome assembly. Lineage: Eukaryota; Metazoa; Chordata; Actinopteri; Gobiiformes; Gobiidae.